Ectocarpus sp. CCAP 1310/34 is the source of this 701-nucleotide messenger RNA. The record is from the annotation of a GenBank genome assembly. NCBI's taxonomy places the organism in Eukaryota, Phaeophyceae, Ectocarpales, Ectocarpaceae.
AUGCACGACAUCGCCUUCGAUUUGCACAAUCCGGGAUGGACACCGGAAGCUAUAGAUCGCUUGGCGGACGCUCUGUUCGAGUAUUCUGACGUGUUCUCAACAUCGAAAACCGAUUUUGGUUCUUGCAACAUCAUGCCAUUCACCCUUUCUGUCCCUACUGGGACAAAGCCAGUUGCUUCUCGCCCGUAUCGCAUCAAUCCCUUCAUGCAGAAGAAAGUGGACGCAGUUUUGGACCAAUACUUGGCGGCAGGGCUAAUUCAGCAUUCUACCUCUCCAUGGGCCUCUCCUUUGGUCGUCAUCCCCAAAAAGGACGGAUCGGUCCGUAUUACCGUCAACUACAAGCGUCUUAAUGCUCUGGUGGACCUGGACGGACAACCUCUCCCUCGUGUGGACGGUAUCUUGGAUUCGCUGUACACCGGGAAAGUGUUCUCCAUCUUCGACCUCAACUCGGCUUUUCACCAGAUCGUUUGUGAUGACGAAACCGUCCCUCUCACCGCCUUUUGUACUCCCACACAGCUGUUGGAAUGGCUUCGUGUGCCGCAGGGCGCCAACGCCAGCCCGUCCUGGUUUGUCAAAGUCAUCAACCGUGUUGUACAUGGCUUGGACCGAGUGUUGGCGUAUCUGGACGAUGUCAUCUGUUUCGAUGAGGAGCCUCUGGGACACAUGCUCAACAUGAUCGAGUUCUUCAAACGAUUGCGCCA